Molecule: messenger RNA, 1090 nt
Organism: Branchiostoma belcheri (Belcher's lancelet)
Lineage: Eukaryota; Metazoa; Chordata; Leptocardii; Amphioxiformes; Branchiostomatidae
Exons: 3
Coding region: 60-596 (178 amino acids)
Source: RefSeq, a predicted model, not a curated record
ACGGAUACUCAGCCGACUUUCAGUGUUAACCGAGUGUACGGUUAAGUCUCUGGUGCAUCAUGUACGUGUUGCUGACCCUCGCUCUCCUCGCGGCUGUCCAGGCGGCCCCGGCGAAGGAUGAAGUCCCGGUGGACAUGCAGCUGGCGCAGGCUCGCGGGUCGGGGUCCAACCCGGUCGGCAUCAACGCCGAUACAACCUGCUACAGCCACCCGCAGUCAAGCAAAUACGCCGUGAGCGCUCCGUUCUACCACGGCACCACCCCGCUGAACCUGCGGCGCGCCGUGGACGAGGUCGGCACCCUGUGGCCCGUUCACCGCGUCAUGAUCUUCCGCGAGACGGUCUUCGAGUGGGGAGUCGGCGCCGACAACUUCGCUGACAAGGUAUCCUGGGAGGGAGUCCGUGAGCCGUCUGACUGCUCAGUGUCCUGGGCCAGCAGCUCCGCCGGCUCCUCCUCCUGUUCCCUGCAGCAGGCUAUCGACUUCAGCCGCGGCUACAAGACCCGCUACGGCAGUUACGACCUGCUCUUCAACAACUGCCAUAACUUCGUCAACCGUAUGAUGAACUACCUGGACUCCGGGUGCACUCGCUAUCCCUAGAUCGUCUUCCAACUACCGUGGUCAACACUUACAAUUGUCUACAUCUCUGAUUUAGCUGCAAAACAUCCCUGCUUUAAUUUGCCGGCUUUAAUAGCCUGGUUACCAAACCUAUUAUAGCUUCCGAGUCCUACAUCCUCUCCGCAAAUUGGCUACAGCUUUAAGCCCCCGUCAUACAUUCACGACCUUCCCCCGAAUUUGCUCUGCGAACACCAGCCGACUAGGUUACACUGAUUUCCGGGAGCAGUCGACCAGAUUUAGGCCACGCCUACCUUUCGUUACGAAUCGACACGGAUUUGAGUUAAAUUUGAGUCAAACCUAACCCGACUGUGCUAAAGGGAUGUUGCGCAGCUAAGCCGUGGUGUAGAGACUAAAGUGUACUUGUCGGCUACCGUACCAGGCGAUUGGAUAAAACCACCUCAAAUUCAAGUCAAUUUCGCCUCAACGAGGCAUGCAUAUUCAUAAUCUGACAAGAAAUAAAGAUUUUAAUAAAUCAA